Molecule: messenger RNA, 6581 nt
Organism: Choloepus didactylus (southern two-toed sloth)
Lineage: Eukaryota; Metazoa; Chordata; Mammalia; Pilosa; Megalonychidae
Gene: RAB11FIP5
Product: RAB11 family interacting protein 5
Exons: 6
Coding region: 622-4521 (1299 amino acids)
Biological process (GO): regulated exocytosis
Cellular component (GO): secretory granule; recycling endosome; phagocytic vesicle
Molecular function (GO): small GTPase binding
Source: RefSeq, a predicted model, not a curated record
CCCGCGCCAAGGGGGGUGACCGUCCCGUUGGGGCGGUCUGGGGCUGCCUUAGGGCAGGUGGGCUUUCCGGCGCGGGGACAUUUUCAAGGAAGAACCGGGAUUGGUCCAGAGGCGCGAAGCGGGCAUUUCACACUGUGCUGAGGGUAUCACGCGACCCCGAGUCCAGGCGAGCUUUCGCGGAGACCCCAGCCGUGCGCCCCCUAGCCGGACGCCAGCCAGGGGGCGGGGAAGGGGCGUGGCCAACGCGGGAGGCCCGCCCACCCCUCUGCAGAGGCCGCGCGCCCCGCCCCCUCCUCCUUGGGGCGGGUCUCGCGCGGGCGGGGCUGGAUCCCGAGGGCAGCGGGCCGCGCCCCCGCAGCGCUGCUGCACCGCCGCGCGGGUCUGGGGCCGCGGGGCGGGGCGCUGACGUCGUUGCGCGGCCGGCGGCCGGGGAGGCCGGGAGGCGGCGGCCGGCUCGACCCAGCCCAGCCCGCAGCUGCGGCGGCCGGGUGUGCGGGCUGGCGGCGGCGGCGGCGCUCCGAGCCGGCUCUUGACUGUCCUCCGCCGCUGCCAAGUUACUCACUCGGGCCCCGCGUCUGCGCCGGGUUCGGCCUGCCUUCGCCCGCCGCCGCUUCCCCAGUCAUGGCCCUGGUGCGGGACGCCGAGCCGGCGGCGGGGCCCACCCGCUGGCUGCCCACACACGUCCAGGUGACGGUGCUGCGGGCCCGCGGGCUCCGGGGCAGGAGCUCGGGCGCGGGAAGCACCAGCGACGCGUACACCGUGAUCCAGGUGGGCCGCGAGAAGUACAGCACAUCGGUGGUGGAGAAGACGACGGGCUGCCCCGAGUGGCGUGAGGAGUGUUCUUUCGAGCUGCCGCCAGGCGCUCUGGAUGGCCUGCUGCGGGCGCAGGAGGCCGAUGCGGGCCCGGCCCCCUGGGCCGCGGGCCCCGCCGCCGCCUGCGAGCUGGUACUCACCACCAUGCACCGCUCGCUCAUCGGCGUCGACAAGUUCCUGGGCCAGGCCACCGUGGCGCUGGACGAGGUCUUCGGUGCAGGCCGCGCCCAGCACACGCAGUGGUACAAGCUGCACUCCAAGCCCGGCAAGAAGGAGAAGGAGCGUGGGGAGAUCCAAGUCACCAUCCAGUUCACCCGCAGCAACUUGAGUGCCAGCAUGUUCGACCUGUCUGUGAAAGACAAACCGCGGUCCCCCUUCAGCAAGAUCAAGGACAAGAUGAAGGGCAAGAAGAAGUACGAGCUUGAGUCCGCUUCUGCCAUCCUCCCCAGCAGUGCCCCCGAGGACCCCGAGCUGGGCAGCCUCAGCAAGAUGGGUAAAGCCAAGGGCUUCUUCCUCCGCAACAAGCUGCGCAAGUCGUCACUGACCCAGUCUAACACCUCCCUGGGCUCUGACAGCACCCUGUCCUCGGCCAGUGGGAGCCUGGCCUACCAGGGCCCUGGCUCCGAGCUCCUCACCCGCUCGCCGAGCCGCAGCAGCUGGCUGUCCUCCGAAGGGGGCAGGGACUCGACGCAGUCCCCCAAGUUGCUCGCCCACAAGAGGACCUACAGCGACGAGGCCAGCCAGAUGCGAGCCGCUCCGCCCCGGGCCCUCCUUGACCUGCAGGGCCACGUCGAUGCCACUGCCCGCUCCUCGCUCUGUGUCAACGGGAGCCACAUUUACAAUGAGGAGCCCCAGGGCCCUCUGCGGCACCGCAGCUCCAUCUCGGGCCCGUUCCCACCCGCCAGCGCCCUGCAUGGUGCCUCUUCCCAGCCCUCCGAGGAGGGGCCCCGGUCCGCGGAUGACCCGGGCAGAGGUGGCCGCAGCACCAGCAGCUCGGAGGCCGUGCCCGGACAUGGGGAGCAGAGCGCCCAGGCCAAAGGGCUGGCUGCCGGGGCGGAGGAGGGGUCCCGGCUGCUGGAGGGGAGGCCGGUCCAGGUGGCCACGCCCAUGGUGGCCUCCUCCGAGGCUGCAGCGGAGAAGGAGGGAGCCCGGAAGGAGGAGAGGAAGCCCCGGAUGGGCCUCUUCCAUCACCACCACCAGGGGCUGAGUCGGGGCGAGUUGGGGCGCCGCAGCUCACUGGGGGAGAAGGGGGGUCCCACCCUGGGGGCCUCCCCCCACCACACAUCCAGCGGGGAGGAAAAGGCCAAGAGUAGCUGGUUUAGCUUGCGCGAGGCCAAGGAGGCAACACAGAAACCCAGCCUGGACGUGUCUCCUCAGGUAGAAUCUGACCCAGCUGCUCCUCCUCACCACUUCCCCUGCUCCCCCUGUGUUCCGGGCCCCUGCACUCCUGCUCCCACCGCUGCUCCCAUGCUAAGCACUAACCUUUGUGCAGCCGCCUCCCCCGCUGCUGCCACUGCUGCCGCCACCACCGCCACCCCAUCUGGAUUCUUGGGGCUCACCAACCCAUUCCUCACCCCCUUGAAGAGCAACCCCUUCUUCGAGGAGCUUGUAGCACUCGAAGCACUAAACUUUCCUUCACCUGCUCCCUCUCUCCCCAGUGCCUCGAGGGCCAGCCCCACACCCCUGGCCUCCCUGGGGAAAGCCCUGCCUGAGUGGGAUGACGUCUUUGCUGCCACGGCCAGGAGCGAGAUCCUGGCCCCCACAGGAGUGGGGCUGGAGGCGACUGGGCUGCGAGACCCUGGCCCUGGGGCCGUGACAGUGGAGGCAGCUGAGCCCCAGGGGGACCCUGGGGGAGGAGGAAGAGGUGGGAGCAGCAUGUGGCUGGAGCCCAGGACUCCUAUGGACUUGGGACUGGACCACCAGAGUGCCAGUGCGGCCGGCCCGGGGGCCCUCGGGAUGGUGGGGGCCAUCCUGUCCUCCGCACCAGCCCGGCUCCACCUGAGAGCCUCUGACUCAGAACCAGACGGGGAAAUGCCGGCCGCAGGAGGGGAAGCAGGGCAGAGUCCAGCAGGCAGCGCCGCGUCUCUCUUUAGCUCCCCAGAAGUGAUCAGUGUGUGGGAGAGGCUGCCUGGCCCCGAGGAUGGCCCCAAGGACCUGGACGGGGAGGCCUUCCCAGAAGAAAGCCACAUUUUCCAGGAACUCAAUAAGGCCGUGGAUUCCUGGCCUUGGGAUGUAGUCACCGUGUCUCCCACAGCUGAGAUGUCCUCACCAGUCUUGCGUGGACAGCCUGAUGAGCUGUCACCUCCCCAGACGCAGCCAGAAUCACCAGAAACGGAGAGCCCCAAGGAGGGCGAGAGGCUUCCUCCGCUGGUGCUGGGGCCGGAGCCAGAGCCGGAACCUGAGUGGGUGUCAGAAGAGGGGCCACAGCCCAGCACGCCACCUCCCAAGCCCCCACGCCUCUUCAUGCCCUCAGAUUCCCAGGAGGAGGAGGAGGAGAAGGCUGCGGGGGGAAUGAGCAUCAGAGGGGCAGAGACAAGAGAAGAUGCCCUCCCAUGUGCACUGGAUCUUGAGCCCCAGGAGGCCAAGGAGCUGGGAGGGAAGGCCGAGUCGGAGGAGUCGGACAGUCAUUCUUCUGAGACCCUGCUGGGUGAGCCCGGCUUGGAAGAUCUAGUGGAGGAUGCCAGCCCCCCUGUGCCUGGGCCCUGCCCAGCCCUGCCCACCACUUGCCCGGAGGUUCCUGCCCCCUUCCCCUAUUACUCAGAGAGCUCAACUCUUCGGAGUCAGGAGGUCUGGGGGCCUCCAGAGAGAGAAGGCCCCGUGGCUCCUGAGGCCCAGAGCCAGGGACCAGUAGGAGAGGGGGUUAGUCCCCUGUCAGUCAGCUCCCAACCGGCUGAUCUGUGGGCCUCUGAGGAGGAUGCCUUGAGUCCCUUCUUGUCUCCAGGGAGCCAAGAUCCCCCCAGCUUCCCAUCCAUCUCCCCUCCAGGGUCCAGGGAAUCUUCUAUCCACUCUGGUCCAGAAGAGCUGCCCACUUGCCCAGAACCUGCCUUCCCCCGUCCCCCUCUCCCACCCCAGGCCAGCCACCUCCUUGGGGGGCCCAGCCCUCAGUGGUCUUCCCUGCCCGGGGCCUGGCCCCCGGCCUCUUCCUCCCCACCCCCUGGGGAGCCAGCCUCACCCUCUGGCCCCCUUGAGCCCUCCCCCACUGAGGGCUCCCCUGCCCCACUUGGGGACGACCGCGCUGCAGCCACCCCAGCCUCCCUGCUUGUGCUUCUGCCCUUGGAGACACGACCAGCUGAGGAGCCGCCACCCAGUGCCAGUCCCCACCCUGUGAAGCCCCUCAGUGCUGCCCCUGUGGAAGGCAGCCCCGACAGGAAGCAGCCGCGCUCCAGUCUGAGCACAGCCCUGAGCAGCGGGCUGGAGAAGCUGAAAACAGUCACCUCUGGCAGUGUGCAGCCUGUGGCUCCUGCCCCCCAAGUUGGCCAGGCUGUGGACACCAAAAGGCUGAAGGACUCAGGUGUGCUGGACCAGUCAGCCAAGUACUACCACCUGACCCACGACGAGCUGAUCGGCCUGCUCCUGCAGCGGGAGCGGGAGCUGAGUCAGCGGGAUGAGCAUGUGCAGGAGCUGGAGAGCUACAUUGACCGGCUGCUGGUGCGGAUCAUGGAGACCUCACCCACAUUGCUGCAGAUCUCCCCUGCCCCCCACAAGUAGCCAUUCUCUCCCCCCCAUCCCUGGGAGGGUUGGCGUGAACCCGCUGCCCAAAUGGGGCACACGCCCUCCUCUCUUCCGCUGAACUCACUCUCAUCUGGGGCAGGGCGCAGCCAGUGUCCUCUGUCCCUCCUUGCUCCCCUUGCCCUCCUGCCUCCACCAGGGCUGCUGGAAGGGGCUCCCUUUGGACUCCCAUGGGGGGUGGGGAUCAGGCUCUGUGCACAACAGUGUAUCUCUGGGAACCUGGGUCUUUCCCACCUGCCUCUUUUCAUACUACUUAGCUUUGGGGACUCUGGAGAGUUGGAACAAGGAAUUCAGCCAUGAAGAUGGAGCAGGGGUGAGCCACAGUUUGAUGUGGUAUCAGGGGUGAGAUUGGUUGCUGGCACAUACUUUAUACCCCCCUUUCCCAAAGACGGUCAGCCAUUUCUUUCUACCGCCAAACCCCCAUCCUCUUUGUCUCCCUCCAGACUGUGGAAGGGCUCCUAGUAUUACUGGGGCCAGGCAGGGACGAAGCUGCCUGUUUGGGAGUUACAGGCAACCAGGGUGCCUAUUCUUCAGCCUCAUGUCCAUCCCAUAGAGGGCAAGGGGGCCCAUGUGGCCAAGUCUCUGCUGUGUCCUGAGUCUGUUUCUGUCUCCAGCUGUUUGCAGCGUGAGUGUGUGUGCAUGGGGGCAGAUGACUGGCCGUCCUGCAGGCUCCUCUUCUCACCUUUCCAUUGCCUGUCACGUGUCACAUGUGAAUGUGUGAGGGGUAGGGGCAGGGGGGGAGAGCCCUGCACUCUCACCCACCUCCAAGGUGUGUCCCCCUCCCCCUCUGUGGGGGUUCGAGCCUCUGUCUUGGUUCUUGUUGUCUGUCCAGAUGCCAAAACUGUGCUGCUUCAGGGUUUGAACUUUUGGAAACCAAUUAAACUGUGCCUUCCUUGAGAGAGGUCAGGAACCUUUGGCUGUAGGCCCUCCUCCCUUGUGGCAUCCCCUCCCCUUCCCUCCCUGCUGAGCACAAGGGGAUGAGCCUGCGAGGGCUGGGAAUGGACAUGGAGAUGGUUGCAGUGUGGCACUCUCCCUCUCCCUUUGGGUUAAUUUCAGUUAAGGGUCUGGGCAGGCUGCUGCUGUUCCCACCACUUCUCUGCCUUUGUUCCCCUCCUCCCUCAGCCUAGAUCAGGAUUCUCGCAUAAAACCACAUUCUGUAAGGGGGAGGGCCCGUGGUGCCUCGGAAGACACCUAUACUUAGGAAGUUUUUGUUGCUCUCCCAUCCAGUCACCAUGCUUCUGCCCCAGCCUGUCCCUCCCGCCCUUUGGCCUUGCCUGUCUUGGCGGCAGAGUGCACUUUGACACACUGUGUCUGUCCUUUGGUCCAGGCCACCCCGGUUUGCUUGCCGAAAGCACAACAGCCUUCCUCUCCUCAUGGCAUCUGCAGGGCGCCUUUGGUGGCUGGGGGCCCCCUGCUUUAGUAAGUGUGUGUAUGGGGGGGGGUGAAGAGGUACUGAAGGGGGGAUAUUCUCGCCCAGUGAGGAGGGGAGAGCUCCUCGGGGACUGCCUUUUCUUGGUGAGAGGGACUUUUAAAGCUUUGGGGGAGGACAUGUGCUCUGUGGGUGAUAUUUCUUCAGCCAGGAUAGAGCAGAGGAGCGUCAGAUGGGGGAGAGCCCCUGAAAUGUCAUCGCCCUUAAGGACCACUCACCAAAGCUCAGAAUAUUCACAGGUGCCCAGGACUCGGGUCACAUUUUGGGGGAGUCACUGGGAGUUGCAUAGUGUCUCUUCUGGAGGGGAUGGGGUAUUCCUCUGUGAUCUGUUGAGCCCGGGCCCUGACCCCGAUUUCCUAGAUGUCUUUGACCGCGGUCUCCUGCGUGCCAAGGGCAGGGACGUCUCCGGAAGUUUUUGAACUGAAGCCCUAGGCUCUUGUUUGAUGUUUCUGCUCCUAGCCCCAAGAUGGAGGGGAGCAGGUAGGCGGCUGGGUGGGGAGCAGGCAGUUCAGCUUUGCUGUUUGUCUUCCUAGUUGUAACUCCUGUUUAUAAAGAGCUUGUUCUUCAUGGUUUGAGCACUUUAUGAAGAAUAAAAAGUCCACGUACUGCA